Cladophialophora yegresii CBS 114405 is the source of this 1563-nucleotide messenger RNA. RefSeq lists its product as uncharacterized. The transcript has a single exon. Bases 1 to 1563 code for a protein of 520 amino acids. The record is from RefSeq and is a predicted model, not a curated record. Lineage: Eukaryota; Fungi; Ascomycota; Eurotiomycetes; Chaetothyriales; Herpotrichiellaceae.
AUGGCUCCUCCGCAGCGCUGUGACGUCCUGGUUGCCGGAAGUGGCAAUGCUGGCUUCUCAGCCGCCGUUGCUGCCAAACAAGCGGGAGCAAAGCAUGUCGUACUGAUUGAUAAGUGUCCAGAGGAAUGGGCAGGAGGCAACACAUAUUUCACAGCUGGCGCGUACCGGACAGUCCACGGAGGCAUUUCCGAUCUAUUGCCGCUGGUCAACAACGUUGACGAUGCGACGGCUAAGAGGAUCGACUUGGAGCCGUACACGAAUGACGACUUCUCCAAGGACAUGAAGCGAGUAUGCAGUGGCAGGUCAGACCCCCGACUAUCCAAGAUACUCAUUGAAGAAUCAAAUGCCACGGUCAAGUGGCUCAAAAGCAAUGGGAUUCAGUUCCAGUUAUCGUUCAACAGGCAGGCAUACGAAGUCGACGGACGGUUGAAAUUCUGGGGCGGUCUGCAUAUCAAGACAGAGGAUGGAGGGAAAGGGCUGAUUGAAGACCAUAAGGCCGCAGCAAAGAACCACGGCGUGGAGGUCAUCUACUCGGCAGCUCUGAAGCGUCUGAUACCAGAUUCUCAAACCGGCGCCGUGACUUCGGUCGAAGUGCAGUCGAAUGGCAGAGAAGCGGUAAUUGAGACGGGUGCCGUCAUUCUCGCAGCCGGAGGAUUCGAGAGCAAUCCUCGAAUGCGGUCGCAGUACCUGGGUCCGGGCUGGGAUCUGGCAAAAGUCCGCGGCACGCCUCACAACACGGGCGACGUGCUGGAGACAGCCAUUCGAGACCUCUCGGCGGCACAAGCGGGAAACUGGUCCGGUUGUCACUCUGUCGCAUGGGACGCAAAUGCACCAAGCGACACUGGCGACAGAGAAGCAUCCAACGAGUUUACAAAGUCCGGGUAUCCGCUGGGCUUGAUGUUCAACAUCCUGGGCCAGCGGUUCGUCGACGAAGGCAUCGAUCUCCGCAACUACACGUACGCCAAGUUCGGCAGAGCAAUUCUAGCUCAACCAGGCCAUGUGGCCUACCAGGUCUGGGACUCGCAGACCAGCUCGUGGCUGCGCUCGGAAGAGUACCGGCCUGAAAGAGUGGAGAGGAUCUCCGCCGACUCGAUCGAGGAGCUGGCAGAGAAAUUGACCGCGUAUGGCCUGGAAAAUAAGGAUGCCUUCGUCCGCAACAUCAAGGAAUACAACGACGCAGUCUACGCAUUUCAAAAGGAGAACCCCGAUAAGAAGUGGGAUCCUGCCGUGCGCGACGGCAUGUCCACGCAGUCCAGCACGACUCGAUUACCGCUCGGGAAAACGAACUGGGCAUUACCCCUGGACAAGGGCCCAUUCCUGGCAGUCGCUGUGACGUGCGGCAUCACUUUCACGUUCGGUGGGCUGAAGGUCAACCCGGAGACUGCCCAGGUGAUUAGCUCUGCCACUGGGAAAGAGGUACCGGGUGUAUAUGCUGUGGGCGAGAUGCUGGGCGGACUGUUCUACGAGAACUAUCCCGGCGGCAGUGGGUUGACUUCUGGGGCGGUCUUUGGACGACGAGCCGGAACCGCCGCUGCGAAGGCCGUUGCUGGUGCCACGCGGUGA